AUGAAGAUUUCAUUCGCCGCCGCUCUCGCUCUCGCUGCCUCUGUCUCGGCUCAGGAGUUGCUUUCCUGCAGAAUCCAAAGUCAAGGAAACGAGGUUUUCGUAACCGACCCAGCCUUGUGCUCUGCUGCUCGCGGGCGCCAGGUUGCGGGUCAGUGCUGCGUUGGAAAUGGGUUGCAGAGGAGCGACUAUGCGCAGGCCUGCGGCGAGCGCGGUGACAGUUCUGGAAACAGAGGUGAAGUCAUCCCUGCUGGGACUUGUUGA
Colletotrichum higginsianum IMI 349063 is the source of this 261-nucleotide messenger RNA. Its product is annotated as EC85 protein. The transcript has 2 exons. The coding region runs from base 1 to 261 and encodes 86 amino acids. The record is from RefSeq and is a predicted model, not a curated record. NCBI's taxonomy places the organism in Eukaryota, Fungi, Ascomycota, Sordariomycetes, Glomerellales, Glomerellaceae.